Molecule: messenger RNA, 1777 nt
Organism: Odocoileus virginianus texanus
Lineage: Eukaryota; Metazoa; Chordata; Mammalia; Artiodactyla; Cervidae
Gene: RABL2B
Product: RAB, member of RAS oncogene family like 2B
Biological process (GO): regulation of exocytosis
Molecular function (GO): GTP binding; GTPase activity
Source: RefSeq, a predicted model, not a curated record
GGCCCAGUUCCCUAGACUCCACACUCCCGCUUUUCAGCAACUUCCCGGGACCUAAAGCCGUCUGGAUCCUGGCUCAGUCCCCAGGAGAAGCCCACCCAGACUCUGGCAGUUGGAAACCCGAGGCCGGCCUGAUCCGGAUGCUCGUUCACCGGCGUGACAAGAUCCCCCUCCCCUGAGCUGAUGCCGUUUCUAUAGCCAGGAGCCAAUGGCUAGGGACAGAGCCAAACCCUGUGAGCUGGACCAGGAGAAAUACGAUGCUGAUGACAAUGUGAAAAUCAUCUGCCUGGGAGACAGCGCUGUGGGCAAGUCCAAACUGAUGGAGAGGUUCCUCAUGGAUGGAUUUCAGCCCCAGCAGCUGUCCACAUACGCCCUGACCCUCUACAAGCACACGGCCAUGGUAGAUGGCAAGACCGUCCUUGUGGACUUUUGGGACACAGCAGGCCAAGAGCGGUUCCAGAGCAUGCACGCCUCCUACUACCACAAGGCCCACGCCUGCAUCAUGGUAUUUGACGUGCAGAGGAAAAUCACGUACAAGAACCUCAGCACCUGGUAUACAGAGCUUCGGGAGUUCAGGCCAGAGAUUCCGUGCGUUGUGGUGGCCAAUAAAAUCGAUGACAGGCCAGUGUCCUGCCUUCUCUCUACAGCAGACAUGAAGAUGACCCAAAAAAGUUUCAACUUUGCCAGGAAGUUCUCCUUGCCUCUGUACUUUGUCUCAGCUGCUGAUGGUACCAACGUUGUGAAGCUCUUCAAUGAUGCAAUUCGAUUAGCUGUAUCUUACAAACAGAACUCCCGGGACUUCAUGGACGAGGUUUUGCAGGAGCUUGAGAACAUCAACUUGAAGCAGGAGGAGGAGGAGGAGAUGCCGGACAAAGAGCAGCCUGGCCGCAUCCAGAGCCCGUCUCCCUCCUGACCACAGGAGGCCUCUCUACGGUCCACCUCCCUUGGCAACCCUUUCAACUCUCAGUGGAGGCACUCUCCCAGGCCGUCCCCUGCUACACCUACAAACCCAGCUGUCCCAUUUGCACCCUCCAACCCCGACUUCCAUGGCCCAGGAAACCUGAUCCUUCAAUACAUGCCACUAACAGGUGUAAGGCCCAUACCAGACCCUGAAGCCAAAUUAGGGAUGGACCCUCCAGGUCAUAUGGGACAGUAAAGAAAAUCGGAAUAUUCUCUGUAUGUCUCAUCAAGGAUAUUUAGGUGUCUCCCCCUGCCCCCUCAAGAGCUGAUGUCAGGGCCUAUUCAUUGCAUUUCCACCAAGAGGAUGAUUUCUAAUUCCUGACUUUUCUCCUCUUUAGGCUCCCAGCUAAACAAGUCAUUUUAAGAAUGAUUUUGAGCAGAGAGCUGUUUGUUCCAUAAGUUUUUCUAGAGCUCUUCUGGAUAUGGCCAGUACUUUGAUGAAUAGUGAGGCUAAGAUCACAGGCCCAAGUUUGCUGUUAACAUCAAGUGAAAGCAGGUGACCGGUCUGGCCACACAGUAACACAAACAUCAUUGUUGUGAGCAUCAAGGGUCAAUACAGCCACAUCACAAGGCAUGCAUGAUAAAUUGACUUGGAAGCUUCUUUUAAAAUCCAUAUUUCAACAUAGGAGGCUUUUCUUAAUUUUUCUGAGAACUAGUGUGGGCACUGAACCUCCUUGGUUGGCAAGGGCUGCUGAGAACUGUUGUGCUGCCUUUUCCAUUUAUCUCCAGGACUUGUCGCUCACUAGAAUGCUUUUAUGAUCAUCUUGUACAUCGUUUCCAUUAAAAAUUUUUUUACAAUAAAGAUUGAAUUACAGAAACA